UCUCGAGCCCCGGCCGAGUGCCGAGGAGAAACUUGCAGCGUAGUUUUGUCAAAUUAUAGGAAGUCUGCCAGACAAAAAAGCGACUCCUCGUUUAGUAUAUAUGCGAUAUUAACUUUGCAAUGUGAGUAUUAUUAAGCUUACGUAAAUACAAUUUUAUGCAUAUUUCAAGCUCAAUCGUCAUUUUUCUGCCGUUGAAAUAAAUCGGUUUGACUUUCUUUUCGAGCCUUCAACUUUACCCACGACGACAUUGAACGGCGAAAAAAUGUUUAACCGCACCAAAUUGUGUGUUUGUCGCGCAGCUGCAAGCAAACGACGCGUUACAACAAUUUUAAUAUAGAAUGACCCAAAAGAUAAAGCGUGUCUGAAUUGAGCCCGGAGAGCGUGCACGAUACAGUCUUCGGUGUGCGCAGCAGUUGCUCGUUCCAGUGCCGCGGUGUGCUGCAACUAUGGCCGAAAAAAAUCUGAUGCACGUCGCUGACAUUUUGACCGGCGAGGAAAUUACAAAAUUAACAAACCAGUUCUUUUCCACGAAGGAUGCUGAAAUCUUGUCCUGCCACUUGCAACCUUUCUCCGAAGAGCCUCUUGGUUACCUAGCCGUCCACCAAUUACUGAGGAUCGAGGCGCGAGUCAGCUCGGACGAUAAUUCUAAAAAGCGGCUGCUCGAGUUUUUUGUCAAGUGCGCGUUACCGAAUCGACGCCCGUACGAGCGAGCUCUCUUUCGCACAGAAGCCGAAUUUUAUAAAAACCUACUGCCGCGCUUGCUGCGGGAUAAUAAUUACGCGAGCCGAGAGCCCUGGAUCGCCGAGUGCCACCUAGUUAAGGAAGACGUUUUGAUUUUGGAAAAUUUACGACAUUACGAAUUGGCGUCGUCGCUGCGAGACGAUCACGUAACUGCGGCUCUGACGAGCGUGGCUCGUUUGCACGCCGCCUCGAUGUUGUGGGAGCUGAGACACGGUCGCCAAUCGCUCCAAGAGGUCUAUCCCGGCGUUUUCGACGAGAAGAUAUACUUGAAAACUGGAUUGGCCUGGAAGUGGCUGCUGGCCGGAAUCGAAGUUGCCGAGGCAGUUGCGCUCGAUUUGAAAUUAAGACCCGAGUACAUUUUGAAAGCUUACGAAUUGACGAUCGAGAGGGUCAAGCCCGUAAAGAAGCAAAACAACGUUAUAUGCCACUGCGAUCUUUGGUCCAACAACAUGAUGUUCAAUCAAAGCGAGCCGUUCAAUUGCGUCCUCGUUGACUUCCAAAUGGCCGCUUAUGUCAACGCCGCGAUCGAUUUUCAGACUUUUAUUUAUUUGAACACGACGAGCAAAGACCGACGGGAUAAGGAGAAACAAUUCAUCGACGUUUAUUACGACGCUUUAGUUGACAAUUUGUUGCUAAAUGGAUACGAUGAAAAUAGCAUAGUUUCGAAAACGCAGGUAUGCCAAGAUAUCGAAGAUAAACGCGUCUGUGGUCUGGUAUCGGCAGUGCAGUACUUCCCGAUCGCUCUCUUGAGCAGAGAGUCGGCCAAACUGUACGAGAAAGACAUCGAGAGAUAUUCUUACGACAGUCGUAAAGAUUUCGUGCUGCGGACAAUGCAGUUGGAUGCGAGUUAUCGCGACAGAAUUGAAAGCUCCGUAAGAGAUUUAAUCGAUUAUAUGCUGAAAACGGAGAAGAAUGGAUAAUUGGUCAAAAUUGUACUUGUUGUCUUACUUGGUACUUUUGUGCUAUUUUAGUGUGAUAAAAUAUAAAAAUAAUUAAAUGAUCAAUAAUACAGAAUCCGCUAUCUGCUGAUGAAUAUUUUUU
This is a messenger RNA of Trichogramma pretiosum, 1782 nucleotides long. RefSeq lists its product as uncharacterized. NCBI's taxonomy places the organism in Eukaryota, Metazoa, Arthropoda, Insecta, Hymenoptera, Trichogrammatidae. The record is from RefSeq and is a predicted model, not a curated record. Bases 447 to 1661 code for a protein of 404 amino acids. The transcript has a single exon.